AUGAACUCUUCUUGUUCAAACUUUGAUAUCAACUUUGACACCGAAGCCUUGUAUACCACAAACAUCGUUACAGCGGUUGUUAAUUCUGUGUUUUCCCUUACGGCUGUAAUUGGAAAUCUUCUCAUCAUUAUGGCAUAUCAAAGAACACCUUCUCUUCACUGUCCAGCCAAUACGCUCCUCUGUUGUUUAGCCUUAGCUGAUUUUACCGUAGGACUUUUUGCGCAGCCAAGUUUCAUCGCUCAUAAAAUAGGUGAGAUUCAACGUAAUUUCGACAUAUAUUGUGCCACUAGGAUUAUUACAGAGACUUCAGGAUAUAUCGCUAGUGGUGUAUCAAUUCUGACACUAACAGCAAUAAGCAUCGAACGCUACUUCGCGGUGUAUUUUCACCUCCGAUACAACGAAAUUGUGACCAAUUUCCGAACCUUAGUGACAGUGGGCUUCCUGUGGUCCACAAUGACUCUCGUAGCGGGUGCAAGAUUUUUAAUGAAAGACGGGAAGAAGUUCAACACGAUAACAAUUCCUAUUUUGUUUUCAAGUUUAAUCAUUACAAUCUGGUCGUACUCCAGGAUCUACACGCAAGUCAAACGACAUCAUCGAUGUAUCCAAGAUCAGGAAAAAUCCGUGAGAAUCAUGGGAAUCGCGAGAUGCAGAAAGUCUAUAGUUACCAUGAUUUACAUCCUUGGGUUAUUCAUUCUUUCGAAUGCGCCUAUGAUCGCUGUUGUUAUUACUCACAAAGUUACUGGUUAUACAAGACCUGUAAAAGAGGCUUAUAUCUAUGUCUCUACCAUUGUUUUUGUGUGUAGCUCCAUAAAUCCGAUGAUUUAUUGUUGGAGAAUUCCUGAGAUUCGACGAGCAGUUCUUAAGAUCAUAAAAAUCGUAUUUUGC
This is a messenger RNA of Pocillopora meandrina, 885 nucleotides long. The record is from the annotation of a GenBank genome assembly. Lineage: Eukaryota; Metazoa; Cnidaria; Anthozoa; Scleractinia; Pocilloporidae.